Messenger RNA from Punica granatum (pomegranate), 1457 nucleotides. The record is from RefSeq and is a predicted model, not a curated record. Lineage: Eukaryota; Viridiplantae; Streptophyta; Magnoliopsida; Myrtales; Lythraceae.
UUAAUCAUAUCAAAUCAAAUACCAAAUACAAUAUCAUGUCUCUCACAAUCAUGGAGGAGGAAGUGAUUAUAAUCGGGGCUGGCAUCGGCGGCUUGGCAACCGCGGUGGCCUUGAAGAGGGUUGGGGUUAGAGCGGUGGUGCUGGAGAAGGCGGCAGAGCUGAGGGCCAGCGGCGCUGCUCUCGGGCUCUUCCCCAACGCUUGGCUUGCCCUCGAUGCCCUUGGAGUUGCUGAUAAGCUUACCCCACUCUAUGCACACUUGGAGAGUGCAUUUGUCACCGAUGUCAAGACCAAAUCAGUUCAGCAAGUGCCCUACGGUGCCAAUAAAAGGGGUGGACCAAAACUGGUACAUAGAAAGACCCUCUUACAAGCACUGGCCGAUGAACUGGACCCGGAUACGAUCCGCUUCUCUAGAAAGCUCACCUCCAUCGAAUCCCAAGUCAAGGAUGGACACCGGAUUUCGGUUCUUGGACUCGAAGAUGGAACCAUAAUCAGGGCUAAGAUGGUGAUCGGGUGUGAUGGUGUUCACUCGGUGAUUGCAAGGCACUUGAAACUCAGACCGCCAGUCCAUUCGGGCCGGUCCGCGGUUCGUGGUCUAUCUGUGUAUCCGGAAGGCCAUGGGCUGGUCCCCGCUCCUCAGCAAUUUGUCGAUGUGUCUAAGAGGGCCGGUUUUUCCCCCCUCAAUGACAAAGAUGUCUAUUGGUUCUUUAUUUGCAAAUCACCAUCUGAAGAAGAAAACAUUGAAAACGAUCCGGAAGCGAUACUAAGAGAUGUCAUGGAAAACUGGGCAAAGGACUUUCCUCAAUCAUACCUUGAUGUUGUCCAGCACUCAGAUCUCUCAACAUUGUCAUGGGCUCCCCUUAUGUUCCGAUACCCUUGGGAAGUCGUUCUCGGAAACUUGAACACAGAGAACAUCACGGUACUUGGCGAUGCUAUGCACCCGACAACCCCUGACCUCGCCCAAGGCGGCUGCAUGGCCCUUGAGGAUGCUGUUGUUCUGGGCCGCCACAUAGGGAACUCAGUCGGCCCUGAUGGUAAGCUCAAGCCCGAAGACGUACAGCAGGCCCUCGGCAAGUAUGUCGAAGAGAGGAGGUGGCGGGCCGCAUGGAUCAUUGCGGCCUCGUUCCUGUCCGGGUGGGUCCAACAAGAUGGGUCAGAUUGGUGGAGGAAGUUACUUAGGAACGUCUUCUAUAAAACUAUCUUCGCCAAAAUUAUCAGCAUUGCGCACUAUGAUUGCGGAAGACUGCCGAAUAAGAGCGAAACAUCUAAUUAAUGGAUAUAUGGUUAAAUAAAAUAUCGUCGGCUGCUAUAAUCAAUUCACUUUAGUACCACAUGUCGAAUUUAGAUCCUAAAUGUAUUAAUUAAGCAUGUGUGCUAUUUAUUUAUUUAUUUUUGGAGAAGUAUGUGCUAUUUAUUACUUUAUAAUCUGAAUAAAAUGUCCUUAUUUUGGCGAGGAAAA